Drosophila gunungcola (fruit fly) is the source of this 3188-nucleotide messenger RNA. It is a transcript of the gene alpha-Man-Ib, whose product is annotated as endoplasmic reticulum mannosyl-oligosaccharide 1,2-alpha-mannosidase. Gene Ontology annotation, biological process: N-glycan processing; carbohydrate metabolic process. The transcript is spliced from 6 exons. The record is from RefSeq and is a predicted model, not a curated record. Gene Ontology annotation, cellular component: endoplasmic reticulum; membrane. Gene Ontology annotation, molecular function: mannosyl-oligosaccharide 1,2-alpha-mannosidase activity; calcium ion binding. Bases 306 to 2345 code for a protein of 679 amino acids. Lineage: Eukaryota; Metazoa; Arthropoda; Insecta; Diptera; Drosophilidae.
UUGUCGAUAAACAAACUGCUCCAAAAAUGCAGCUCUCGCGUAAAUAAUUUUAGAAAUUCUUAUUUGUAAUUUGCGUAGAGUGCGGCGAAUUAGCAUAUGUAAUUGAUGCACAUGCAGGACUAGAGAUGAUGAUUAGUGAAUGAAGCGAAACAGUAGCUCGGGCCAAUCUUGGUUAGUUAGCUCCAACUCCACUUCCUCCGCUGGCAGCGGCGCACAGCAAUCGAUUUUUGUUCGAGGCGAAUGUUGAGGAAUUUCCCAGCCGAAUCUCCCACACUCUGAACUUGGCUCGCAUUUAGCGGAGCGCAAUGAAGGACGGCGGUCACAUAACGCUCACACUCUCGUCGGGAUCACCAUUGGUGACGACGGUGGACGAGCGGGGCAGGAAGAGUCUGCGGCGGGCCUGGAAUCAGCUGCCUCGUUGUCAGCGUAAUCUCAUUAUUCUGGGAAUAACCGCCUUCUGUGUCACGGUUCUGCUCUGCCUGAGUGGCGAUCAGCUACUGGCCGCCAGCCUGAGGGAUGUGGACGAGAAGGCCAUGGUGGCUCCCUAUCAAUUGCCCAUGCCCAAUCCGCACCAUCAUCCCGGAGUCGAUAAGGACCUGCCAGAAGUCACAGCAGCGGAAGAUAAGGGGCCACCCCGGGCGGAGGCUCUUAAAGAUAAGUUUAAUGAAUUGGUUGCCUAUGGAGAUGCUAACUCAGCCGAGAACGUGGUCCGCCUGCCGGAGACAGUGGCCGCCCAAGUGCCUCCGCAGGCCGUGGCACAGCCUCCGCCGGAGAACAACAAGGAGCAGGACCUGGGCGGCAUCGACAUCCUGAACAAUGUGGAGGAACCCAUGCCACAAGAGCCAAGGGAACCGCUCAGCGAACGCGAACAGCUCGACGAGGCCAUCAAGAGUCCACUGAAUAUGGGCGGUGUCAGCUUCAAGGAUCAUCUGCGCAAGAUUCAGCCCAUUCUGGCCAAAGCUCAGCACUUCCAUGGCGCCACCAACGAGCGGCAGUCGGCUGUGGUGGCCGCCUUCAAGCACUCGUGGGCGGGCUACAAGCGGUACGCCUGGGGACACGACAACCUCAAGCCGAUUUCGCAAUACUCUCACGAGUGGUUCGGUCUCGGUCUGACCAUUGUGGAUUCAUUGGACACCAUGUAUAUAAUGGGACUGGAUGAUGAAUUCAAAGAAGCGCGCGACUGGGUGGAGCACUCACUGCGCUUCGAUACCAAACGAGAUGUGAAUCUGUUCGAGGUGACCAUACGAGUCCUGGGCGGAUUGCUGUCUGCCUAUCACCUAAGCGGCGACACGAUGUUCCUGGAAAGAGCAUCAGAGCUGGGAAACCGCUUGUUGCCCGCCUUCCUAUCGCCAUCGAAUAUUCCCUACUCGGACGUGAAUCUCGGAGAUCUGUCGGCACAUUCGCCCAAAUGGUCACCAGACAGUUCCACCAGUGAGGUCACCACCAUUCAACUAGAGUUUCGUGAUUUGAGUCGGUCCACAAACGUUUCCGUUUAUGAACAGGUUGCUCAAAAAGUAAACGAAAAGGUGCAUGAUCUGGAUAAGAAUCAUGGCUUGGUGCCCAUAUUCAUCAACGCCAACACAGGAACGUUCCGCAAUUACGCCACCAUUUCGCUGGGUGCACGAGGUGAUUCCUAUUACGAGUACCUACUCAAGCAGUGGAUUCAGACUGGCCGUAAGGAUAACGAUAAUCUCAUUUUGGAUUAUAUGCAAGCAAUAGAUGGAGUACUAACCCAGCUAAUGCGGCGCACUCCUCGAGAGCAUUGGGUCUACAUUGGCGAGCUGAUCAAUGGCAAAGACUUCAAGCCGAAAAUGGACCAUCUUACGUGCUAUCUGCCGGGCACUCUGAUUCUGGGACACCAGAACGGAAUGCCCGACUCGCAUCUAAUACUUGCUAGGGAUUUGAUGGAUACAUGCUAUCAGACCUAUAAGAUGAAUCCCACACAUCUGGCGGCAGAGAUUUCGUACUUUGCGCUCACCGAAAAGGACGAUCAGGACAUUUAUGUGAAGCCAAACGACGCUCAUAACCUGCUGCGUCCGGAAUUUGUGGAGAGUCUUUAUUACUUCUACUCCCUGACUGGCAAUCGCACAUACCAGGACAUGGGGUGGACCAUCUUCCAGGCGUUUGAGACUCACGCCAAAGUAAAUGCGGGCUACACAUCGAUGGGAAAUGUGAAGAACACACAGAACACGCGUCUGCGUGAUCUGAUGGAAAGCUUUUGGCUGAGCGAGACCCUGAAGUACUUCUACCUGUUGUUUAGCGACGACCGCAAGGAAAUCGAUCUGGAGCAAUGGGUCUUCAACUCGGAGGGCCAUCCACUGCCCGUCUAUCCGCUCAAGACUUAACUAGUGCCCAAACCGGGCAACUAAAAGGCAACGCAACUUAGUUGCGCCAGCGAAACUAACUGGAAACCGAAUAGUGUCGGCGCAUUUAGGCUGCAACAAUCGUUUUACUCGUAUUCGUACUUUAGCGCAAAUGCCAAAUACUAUGCUAAGCUUAGGAUCAGGCCGAGCACUUUUGGCCAAUCGAAUAAAGCAAUGCCCAUGGAGGGUUUGGGUCGAUUUCUACUGAUAAGAACCAAUGUUAAAUCGCAGGGGCAAAAUGUGAAGGUGUAAUACUAAUAUUGAAAAGAAUCCGGAAAAAUGUACUAACAAAAAUUAUUUAAUUUUUUUACUAAAUAUGGCCAGAGAUCUUAAAUAUCGAUUAGCUUUAGGGGCUGUUAAAUUUGAUAAAAAAAAAAAAAAACAACAGAACGCUGAAACAUUUUUCGCCCCAGCGAUUUUGAACAAAUUGUCGACCCGUUCCAUCUUCCUAAACAAAAUGUCAUUUUAAAAUCAGUAGUAGUGUGUACUGAGAACUGUUAUUUUGUAAUAAUUUAUUUCGUACCAUAAGCACCUACUGUAACUUGAUAUUGGGCCAUUGCUAACCCAUCUCAUUAGCCAGUAGCAUCAAUCGAAUCAGCCAGCUGGUUUUAACCUUGUAAUCUCUCUUGUAGUUAAAUGUAUAUGUUUAUGUUAGCAGGAUACUAGAAACUCAGUUGCACUCAGCACAAAGUCGAUUUGUGCGUUAAUCUUUAAAGUACGUAAUAAACGAAUCUCACAUGAGAAUGCGCCAAGAGCAUUUUCGAUACCAUAGGCAACCUGCGUGUUGAAAACAGAGCCGAUAAUAAAAUGCGAUAGUUUUUAAAA